This is a messenger RNA of Schistosoma turkestanicum, 575 nucleotides long. The record is from the annotation of a GenBank genome assembly. Lineage: Eukaryota; Metazoa; Platyhelminthes; Trematoda; Strigeidida; Schistosomatidae.
ACAGUGUUGUUACUACUACUACUACUACUACUACUACUACUACUACUACUACUACUACUACUACUACUACUACUACUACUACUACUACUACUACUACUACUACUACUACUACUACUACUACUACUACUACUACUACUACUACUACUACUACUACUACUACUACUACUACUACUACUACUACUACUACUACUACUACUACUACUACUACUACUACUACUACUACUACUACUACUACUACUACUACUACUACUACUACUACUACUACUACUACUACUACUACUACUACUACUACUACUACUACUACUACUACUACUACUACUACUACUACUACUACUACUACUACUACUACUACUACUACUACUACUACUACUACUACUACUACUACUACUACUACUACUACUACUACUACUACUACUACUACUACUACUACUACCACUACUACUACUACUACUACUACUACUACUACUACUACUACUACUACUACUACUGCUACUACUACUACUACUACUACUACUACUACUACUACUUUGACGUUUAACAAGAAUAAUGAAUGUAUUUAUCACAAUUUAAAAUAA